Corticium candelabrum is the source of this 606-nucleotide messenger RNA. RefSeq lists its product as uncharacterized. The record is from RefSeq and is a predicted model, not a curated record. The transcript is spliced from 5 exons. Bases 13 to 606 code for a protein of 197 amino acids. Lineage: Eukaryota; Metazoa; Porifera; Homoscleromorpha; Homosclerophorida; Plakinidae.
UUGGACAUAUUGAUGUCGUUUCUCUGCUGGCAGGCACUUCUAGUACUGUUCUUCGAUAAGGUAUCUUCGCUUAUAGACUUACAAGAACUGGAAGGAGCAAAGUAUGGCGUUGAAAUACUGAACACUCCUCUAGCAAUUCGUCAAGUGGUGGAAAAUAGUGUAGACGUCGUGUCGAAGUACGGUCAGCGUUAUCGUUGCAGUUGGCCUGCGUUUGAAGCUACUCGUUCGAAGGAUAAGGAAACUAGCAAGAAUGAAACAGAGGAAACAUCAACAUCUGAUGUAAUUAAGAAGUUGUUGACUCCAAUGGCAGGAGCAUGUCUCACGACGGUCAGUUGGACUUUGGUGGCCGAAUCAUUUGGUCCCUUUGCUAGAGGAGAAGGAGGUCCAGAGGGUGCAUAUUUUGAAUACAGCACCAUGUCUGCAAGUGUGGCAUUAAGAGCAACUGUGGGUGCUCCCAUAGAAGUAUCUGUUGUCGUCCUCAUAGACCGGAUCAUCGUGGGAGUUGCCCACAAGAAGGUACAGGAGCACUUCAUGAAUGAAGGAGAGCGUCUCACACUAUCUCCACAUCACACGCCAGUACGAACUGUCUUAACAACAUGUGAAUGA